Boleophthalmus pectinirostris (great blue-spotted mudskipper) is the source of this 1536-nucleotide messenger RNA. RefSeq names its product dopamine D2-like receptor. Gene Ontology annotation, biological process: G protein-coupled receptor signaling pathway. Gene Ontology annotation, molecular function: G protein-coupled receptor activity. The transcript has 3 exons. NCBI's taxonomy places the organism in Eukaryota, Metazoa, Chordata, Actinopteri, Gobiiformes, Gobiidae. The annotation marks the transcript as partial. Gene Ontology annotation, cellular component: membrane. The record is from RefSeq and is a predicted model, not a curated record.
AUGAUAGGACACUACUUCUACGCAUCGGACAGGAACAGAACCACUUUGGAAACUUAUAUUGAACUUGGAUUUGUCGUGGCAAACUGCUUGAUUCUUUUGGCAACCUUUUUUGUUGGUAUUGCUGCUAAUGUUUUCGUAAUGCUAGCUGUAUACAAGCAAAAGAGUCUUCAGACCUCCAACAACGCCUUGGUGGUGAACUUGGCGGUCAUUGAUUUUCUCAGAUGCGUCAUCGACUGUCCAGUUUUGCUGACAAUCAUUUCGACUUUAAAUCAGAAAGGUCAUGUGAAUAAAAGUAUCAUUUGUGAUAUGCAAGUAGUCUCUUUUUCCUUCAGUUGUUGUAUUCAGUUACUAACGCUGGCUUGUAUAAGUGCGGAGAGAUACCAGGCCAUUUCACAACCCUUCAAAACUGCCCAAAGAAGAAAACGCAUAAUGGUGUGGAUCCCACUAACAUGGAUAAUCGCCAUUGUGGUUGCCCUAUUUUGCUUGAUUUUCCUGAAAGACUCCCCUGUUUACCUCAGAUGCCACGGAGUUGGGCAUGGAACACAUCAAGUAUCAUACGACAGAUAUGGUCUCUAUAUGGUCCUUCCUUUAUGGGCUGUUUGUUUCAGCAUCAUUAUCGCUUUCUACGCUCGUAUCUUCUUCCUGGUCAGAUCACACAACAGGAAGAUUUUCGAUAAAGGCAUCAUUUCUGUAAAGAAAGAGGAGAGCAAGAAAACAGAACUCAGUAUUAUCCAAAUGGAACCAAUGGGGAUGGAAGCUGCACAGAAAUCACCCAACAAAGAUACAGUGUCGGCUUUGUUGACCUCCAACCUCUCACAAUGCAUCUCUCCAGGCGCCGGGAAUGAAAAGGAAAACGCAUUGGAGGUAAUUGAAUUGGAACAGCCUUGUAAGAAAGCAAUACAGGAUGGAGGGAGAGCUUGUGAAAGUGUGAAGCCAAAGACUACAGGAACAGAUGGAGAUGUAAAGGACGGGGUUAAAAGCUCAGUCUCCAACUUGCAGCAAAUGUCGCACAAUCUGAACUCAGAAAAUCAAAAAGAAAAAGCACAAAAUGACAAACCGGUCUUGGAAAAUAACCUUGACGUUCAGACCGCUGCGCAAACAACCAGCCAAGAGCCAGUUUCAGAUGUAAAGAUGAAAGCUAGUGAUAGUGCAACAGUGGAUGCAGUAUCUCCAAUUACAAAAACAGAGGUGGGGAACCCAGUGGAGAACAUAGAGGGGGCGGUGUGCAUGAUGCCUUCAAAGUCAAACAGAGAAAGGGCCAACAAAAAGAAGGAGAGCAAGAUGGCCAAACGUGCCGGCUACAUCAUUGUCACCUUUCUGCUCUUCUGGCUGCCCAUCAUCAUCACCAUCAUCCUCAACUUUGCACUGCACAGAAAUAAGUAUAUUCAAAUUGCUGUGGUCCAUGACUUGGAGGUGCUGUCUGUGUCAGUGACCUGUGUUACCUCCCUCAGUAACCCCAUCAUAUACGCCGCUGUGAACCCGCAGUUUAGAGCUGAGUUUUACAGUUUAAAAACACAGUGGAGAACUUUCUGUAUU